This is a messenger RNA of Penicillium malachiteum, 498 nucleotides long. RefSeq lists its product as uncharacterized. Bases 1 to 498 code for a protein of 165 amino acids. The transcript has a single exon. The record is from RefSeq and is a predicted model, not a curated record. NCBI's taxonomy places the organism in Eukaryota, Fungi, Ascomycota, Eurotiomycetes, Eurotiales, Aspergillaceae.
AUGGCAUCCCCCAACCCUUCUCUGAGUGACUCGAGCGACCAUUCACCUCUGGACAGGAAGAAUAAAGCUACUCAAAACGCAUACCCUGUUACAACGGUUUCGGUAAAGGAUAAAGUCCCAUUGCCUGGCAUCCCGCGCUCUCAGAAGACUCCAUGUGGUAAAACACACGCUGGGGAGGUUCAAAGAAGAACCAAUCGACGAGUUAAUUCUCCCCCCCCCCCUAGUGAAGGCCAGUCGAGUACCGGAAGCUCCACGAACACAUCUUCUCGAAGCAGCCGCCGAACCAACCGGUCCCAUGACAAUCAGGGUAACAAUGAUUCGGAUUCGGAGGAUGAACGAAAACGCCAUAGGCAUCCGGAUAGCGGGGAUGAUGAUGACGUUGGAGGAAUCAAACGGGGAAAGCGACCGGCCUCCCCUGUAUCUUAUUCUGCGGAGUCUCCAAGCCUACCUGCCAUGAUCAAUAUGGAGGAAGAAGAGCGCUUUGAUCGAACAAUAUAA